AUGCACAAAUAUUCGACUUCUGCGAUCAUAUAUAUAUCAUUAAAUGUCUUAAGUUUAUUAUUAUCAACAUUUCUUAUCGUCAAAUUAUACGUAUCACCUAAUCACUUUACAAAAUAUACUCAAUUCCAAUUAUUUGUAGCAUCAUGGGGAUAUACGGUGGGGCUUACACCAACAAUAAUAAAUUAUGGGGAUGACUUAAUGAAUAAAGCAUAUGAUACGCAAAUUUGUAUAAUUCAACAGAUGAUAUCUUUAAUAUUUUUGUAUCCUUUAUACAUAUUUCCGGUGAUAUUAGGAUUAUAUAUUUGGCAUGCGGCUGAAAAUAGAAACAUAAAAAUAGAGAAGAAAUAUUUUUGGAUCAUUUCAAGUCUAAUUUGGUGUUUCGCAGUUUGUUUUAAUGUGUUUUCAUUUGCUGACGGGUAUGAGAAGAAAAAUUUUGGCGUACGCGCCACACCGUUGCUUUGCAAGCCUCCAAAUUCUAAAUUUCAUCAAAUAUCAUAUUUAGUAAUAGUUUCACCUUUAUUCUUUAUAGCACUUGUAUUCACUUGCUUUGCAAGUGCAAUAUUAUGGAAACGUUGGCGGCAUUACUCGGCAAAAAGAAAUCGUUGGACGGUAUUAAGAUAUGGUCACGCACUGCGUUUAUUCAUGUGCGGCCUCAUGUACACGAGUUUUAUCGGGAUUUCUUUAUUAUCAAGGAUCAUAUCUCAAUACGUAAUUAAAUCGGAGCAUCCCGAAAUUAACAAGAUAGUCAUUGAAGAUUAUGUUCAACCAUUGAGUGGGAUAAUGUUAUUUCUGAUCUUUGUUAAGAAUGAUUCUCCGGCUGCAUUUCUGCCAUGCCUUUAUUAUGGAGGUCCAGAAAAGUUAACUUUUAAAUCCGAAUCAUAUUUUAGAGAUGAUCGAAUCUUAGACGUAAGACCACCAUCACUUAAUUAUUCGUUUAAUGAAGCACUUGGCAACGUAAAUCAGACACCAAUGGUUGCUAGAUCUACUGAUAAUCAAGAGAUUGAUACAAUUGAAAUUUUGUUAAGUUAG
This is a messenger RNA of Funneliformis caledonium, 1029 nucleotides long. NCBI's taxonomy places the organism in Eukaryota, Fungi, Glomeromycota, Glomeromycetes, Glomerales, Glomeraceae. The record is from the annotation of a GenBank genome assembly.